UCUCUCUCUCUGACGCCCCCUAAACAUUAGUCAUUUGUACACUAAGCCCUGGAGCCUCUGAGUGAAUCGGCCUGGGAGCCAUUUACAGAGAACUCUUAUCAGAACAAGUAAGAACAUGGAAGUGAAGGUAACAUGAGGGGACGCGCUCAGAAGGGCUGAAAAAAAAAAGAAGAAGACAGAUUAACACACAGGAAGUAGGAAGUGUGAGCUGCGAUUAUCUCUCCACUUUGUGUGUGUGUUUGAGUGUGUAUCAAUGUGUGCAGUGUGUGCGUGCGCUUGUGUGUGUGUGUGUUCUGUGGGGUUGUAGGUGUGAAAUGAAACGUUGACCUGUGUUAUGAGUGAAGGACAAUGUCUCUGAAACUACCUCGCAACUGGGACUUCAGCACCUUCAAGGCUGAGACAGCUCGCAUAGCACGAUCCAAGAGUGUGAUUCCUGGAGAGGGAGGCCCCGGCCCGGGAUCGCCGAGCUCCUCCAGGUCCAUGGAGAGGCCUCUGAAGGCGGGCUGGCUCAAGAAACAGCAGAGGUCUCUGAGGAAGAACUGGCAGCAGCGUUACUUUGUGCUGAGAGGAAGCACGCUGACCUACCACAAAGAUGACAAGGAGACCACAGUCCAGGGGGUCAUCCAGCUACGCUUCAGUAAAGUUAACGAACUCCCUCUGACCUCCGAUGACCCUGGGAAGUACCUCUUCGAGAUCAUACCACGUCCAACUGGAGACAGGGAGCGAUGUCCCUACGUGUUCAUGGCGAACUCCCAGAGCGACAUGGAGGAGUGGGUCCGCACCCUGCGCAGGGUCAUAGGAGUCCCCACAAGUGGAGUGUUUGGAAAGGCGCUCAUGGACACAGUGACGUACGAGCAGCGCUUCGGGCCUCACAUGGUGCCGAUCCUGGUGCAGAAGUGCGUGGAGUUCAUCAAAGAGCACGGGCUGGAUGAAGAGGGCAUCUUCCGCCUCCCGGGUCAGGACAACGCUGUCAAACAGUUCAGAGACGCCUUUGAUGCAGGAGAAAGACCCUCCUUCCCCAGUGAUACGGAUGUCCACACUGUGGCGUCACUUCUCAAACUCUACCUGCGCGAGCUUCCUCAGCCGGUGGUGCCCUGGACUCAGUACCAAGACUUCCUGGACUGCACCAUGCUGCUGGAUUCCACCAACACUGAGGGCUGGGAUAAGCUGGAGAAACAAAUCUCUCUCCUACCCAAAAUGAACUACAACCUCCUCAGUUAUGUCUGCAGGUUUUUGUUUGAGGUGCAGCAACACUCCAAUGUGAAUAAGAUGAAUGUGGAGAACCUGGCCACAGUGAUGGGGAUCAACCUGCUGAAGCCUCAGAUUGAAGACCCCAUCACAGUGAUGAAGGCGACUCCCCAGAUCCAGAAGCUAAUGACAGUGAUGAUCAGACAGCAUGAGAUGCUGUUUCCUCUCUCUAAAGACGUGCUUCCCUCCCCUCCCUCAAACAAGGCUGAGAGCCAAAAGAACACUCCCCGCAGCUUCGUGGGCUGGGAGUCCGCAGAGAUGGGUGAUGCAUCUCUCUCCGAGUCUCCAGAAGAAGAAGAAGACAUUGACAGUCCAGGACCACACCGAGGAAAUUGCAGCGCCCAAAACUCAAUUCAGGAGCCCCUCUCACACUCCUCAGAUAACUGGCCUUCAAGUCCCCGCAAACGCACUCAGACCCUCCCCACCUUCAACUGUCCGCUCACCGGGAUGGCAGCCAAAGCCGGUGCCCUCAACAGGUGGAGUCGUAUCCAGGAGAGCAUAGAGGAGAAAAGCGUGACAUUAUCCGAGGACAUUUUUAAGAUCCUGGACCUCCGCAGCUCCGGUUCAUUGUUUGGGAGUUCUCAGUUUUGCAACAAGGAAGGCGAGGAAAGACUAACAGUCAGAAGAGGAAGUGACAACACAGGCUCUUCUAAACCUGACAGUGACUCCUGGCCCGCCCCUGAGCUGUCUCACCAGAAGAGCUUGGGGAACCUGACGGAGAGCGGUCCAGUGCAGCAGGUUAACAACAGCGGCUCUGAGGAGAAGAAAGGCAGCCAGCAGCUGGCAGACAGUAUGCAGCAUGAGAACAAGGAGCUGAAGGCCACAAUAGCAGAGCUCCAGUCUGCUCUGGAGGCAGAUCGCCGCCAUGUGGCCGCUCUGGAGAUCUGCCUGAGAAAUGCUGAGCGCAGCCGGGACGAGGCCCAGAGACGCAACGAGGAACUACAAAGAGACAUUCAGCAGUUCCUCACCAAAGAGCCAAAACCCCCCACCUAACAGUCAGGCUUGCAGUCACAGAUGUACAGAUUUAUGACUUCAACAAAGUCAACAGAGCUUUUUUCCCAUUAGCCGAUUAUGGGAAUUAGUAAUCACUGGAUUGUUUCCAUUUUAGUUCCGUUUGGUCCUCAAGAUAAACAAUAACCGGCUUAUUUUCUGUGCCUGGAAGAAAAUGUUAAGAAGAGAUCUAAGUUUGUUCCUCCCUCCAGAAGGAUUCAUGUCCCUUUAUAUGAGCUGCCUCGAUGUAGCCAUCACACAGGACCUGCAGGAAUAAGGAACUCCAUGUUUGACGGAUAACUUACAAAUUUUCUUACAACUUACAUUUUCACAGGCAUUUCUCCACUUGUCUUUACCAAAGUCAGUUCUGCUUCGAUUGCUGCCGCUGAUCAAGGGGUCAGUGAAUAAAGUGUGUUUGAUAUGUGUAGAACAUGGUCCAUUAUUUGGAUAUUAAAGUUGAGUGUUGAAUGAAUAAA
Molecule: messenger RNA, 2714 nt
Organism: Labrus mixtus (cuckoo wrasse)
Lineage: Eukaryota; Metazoa; Chordata; Actinopteri; Labriformes; Labridae
Gene: arhgap25
Product: Rho GTPase activating protein 25
Exons: 11
Coding region: 349-2241 (630 amino acids)
Biological process (GO): signal transduction; phagocytosis, engulfment; negative regulation of small GTPase mediated signal transduction
Cellular component (GO): phagocytic cup
Molecular function (GO): GTPase activator activity
Source: RefSeq, a predicted model, not a curated record